This is a messenger RNA of Synchiropus splendidus (mandarinfish), 3363 nucleotides long. It is a transcript of the gene padi2, whose product is annotated as peptidyl arginine deiminase, type II. NCBI's taxonomy places the organism in Eukaryota, Metazoa, Chordata, Actinopteri, Syngnathiformes, Callionymidae. The transcript is spliced from 16 exons. Gene Ontology annotation, cellular component: cytoplasm. Gene Ontology annotation, molecular function: calcium ion binding; protein-arginine deiminase activity. The record is from RefSeq and is a predicted model, not a curated record. The coding region runs from base 247 to 2256 and encodes 669 amino acids.
UAUAAGAGUCAGUCAAAAGAGCCCUGAAGAUUAUUUGUACCCCGCAGGAAAGCCUGAAGGCAAACAGGCGACAGCACUUAAAUGGGUGUGGCUCAUGGAGCUGAGGUGUCCAGUUUACUGACCAAUCAGCUCGCAAAAGUGUCUAUACCUGACGGCUUAUCUUACAGAGCUGUGACAUAGGAGCCUACAGACUGGAUCAGUGUGUUUUCUACUUGUGCGACUAUUUGGCUGAAGGAGGACACAGAUAUGUCGCGCCAGCGGACUGUAAGACUGAAUUAUGACCAAACUACCUGUGUUUUGUAUGUGCUCGGCACCAGGCUGAACCUCAGUGUGGACAGGAGCGCCCCUCCCCUCUCCAAGUUCUAUUCUGUGAAGUGCACGCCCAAUGUGGAGUACAGCCUCACCCCACCUCCGGAGGAGACCGACCACCUCUCCCCCAUCCCUCUCAAAGGGAACUCGGUGUUGCUCAUUACCAUGAAGAGCGCCAGCCUUCAUGAGAAUGACAACAAGCUGUCAGUCCGCUACUAUGACGAGGAUAAAAAGGUUGUGGGGAAAGCCGUUCUGUACCUGACUGCCAUUGAGAUCUCUCUGGAUGUUGACGCUGACCGAGAUGGUGUUGUAGAGAGCAACAACCCGAAUAAGGACUCAUGGAAAUGGGGUCCAGACGGGCAUGGUGCCAUUGUGCUGGUCAAUUGUGACUCGGAGCGCUCCUAUUGGAAGAGUCCUGAUCUAGAGAGGAACUUCAUCGUCGAAACCUCAGAUUUGACCGACAUGUCGCACAUGGUUCUGCGGACCCGUGGUCCCUCAUCUCUGCCCGAAGGCUACAAACUCACCCUCCACAUGUGCCAGAGUGACGCUGAGAGUGUCAGAGUGUACAGGUCCAGGGUAGCGAACUCUGACAAUCACAGCAUGUCCCAAAACGUACUUGACUACCCGUUGGUGCUGAGCAGCAGGACUCUUUCUAAGGAGGUUCCAUACCUUGGAGGUACCUCAAAUAUGGAUUUCUAUGUGGAAGGUCUGAAAUUCCCGGAUAAAGACUUCGACGGUCUUGUCAGCAUCAACCUCAGCGUGUUGGAGCCCAUUUCUGAUGCUAUUCCUGAGACGCCCAUUUUCACUGACAAAGUGGUUUUCCGAGUUGCUCCGUGGAUCAUGACACCAAACACCCUGGAGCCCAACGAGGUUUACGUCUGCAGCACGAAAGAUAACUACGCCUUCCUGAAAGAGAUGAAGGCACUGGUUGAGAAUAGUGGACAAAAGCUGAAGAUUUGUUAUCAGUACCAGAACAGAGGGGAUCGCUGGAUCCAGGAUGAGAUGGAGUUUGGUUACAUUCAAGCUCCUCACCAUCAGUUCCCGGUUGUGCUGGAUUCCCCUCGAGAUGGAAAACUCAUGGACUUCCCAUUCAAUGAGCUGCUGGGUCCAGACUUUGGAUAUGUGACCAGAGAGGCCAAAAGGAAGGAUGUCAACAGUCUGGACUCAUUUGGGAAUCUGGAGGUGAGUCCUCCUGUGACGGUGAACGGCAAAAGCUACCCGCUGGGCAGAAUCAUCAUCGGAGUGGCCUUUCCUACGGCAGCAAAAGGCCGGAACAUGACCAAAGUAGUCCAGGACUUCCUGUGGGCUCAGAAGGUACAGGAACCCAUCGCCCUGUACUCUGACUGGCUGUUUGUUGGCCAUGUUGAUGAGUUCAUGACGUUUGUUCCCGCUCCGGACAGAAAGGGUUUUCGCCUCCUGCUGGCAAGUCCGGACGCUGCCUACAAAGUGUUCCGAGGUCUCCAGAACAGCGGCCAUGGACAAGCUAAGCUCUUUGAAGGGAAAGGCAAAAAGGAGAUUACUGUGGACGUCUUGCUCAAAGACGAGCAACUUCAGUCGCACAACAGCUACGUACAGAACUGCAUCGACUGGAACAGAGACGUGCUGAAGAGAGAACUGGGUCUGGACGAUGACGACAUCAUCGACCUGCCAAUCCUCUUCAAGUUAUUGAAGAGCAGAGAGGAGAUCAGAGCCGUGGCUUACUACCCUGACAUGGUAAACAUGAUUGUACUGGGGAAAAACCUUGGUAUCCCCAAACCUUUUGGGCCGAAGGUGAACGGGCAGUGUGCUUUGGAGGCUGAAAUGUGUUGCCUGAUGGGAGGUCUGGGUCUCAACUGCACUUUCAUUGAUGACUUCGCUUCCUACCACGAACUCCUGGGUGAAGUCCACUGUGGCUCCAACGUCCGCAGGAAGCCGUUUAAUGUAAAAUGGUGGAACCUGGAGAUGUGAAUUGAAACUGGAAUCAUUCCUUUCAAAACUCUCCCCUAAAUUUUACCCAACCAAUAUGAGGCAUCGCCAUGAAAUAUACACAAAGCUUUCAGAGGAAGAUUUUCAGAUACAACUUACGGACAGCUAAGUGAGAGAAAUGUUGCAGUUCUUUCUCAAAAAAUAGUCAACAGUAGCCAUCUUGUAUCGCAAAUUAGGCUUGGUGAAGUCUGUGAUAAUGGACAUCAAUCAUUGGAUUAUGUACUUUCAAAUGCAGCUCAAAAAUGGUACGUUUUACUUACAAUGAUUUCUUACAAACUGAAAACCUGCGCGACUCCACAUGCGGUCUGCUGCUCGUAUCCACGUUCUGUACUCCAGUGCCUCGACUGGGAAAUCAAGGUCAGUUUAUCAGCAGCAAAAGUAGCAGGAAACCAGCAGGAAAACUACGCUCAGAUCUUCACCAUGGUGGUAGAGAAGCUCCUUAGUCAGAGUCAAAAAAAAAAAAAAGUGCUGGCCUUCACUAAAAUACUGUAUAUCAGUCUUUAAAAUGUCUUUAAACCUCAAAGAGUUAAGUAAUAUUUUAAGGAAUGGUAACACACAUUUCAUUAGUUAUGUACAAGACAUUGAGCAUUUCAGACUAAAAUACUGUAUAUCAGUCUUUAAAAUGUCUUUAAACCUCAAAGAGUUAAGUAAUAUUUUAAGGAAUGGUAACACACAUUUCAUUAGUUAUGUACAAGACAUUGAGCAUUUCAGAGGUGCUUUUAGAAAACAAUGUGAAGAUUUUAUUAAACAUAUCUGUUCACUUAAUUUACAAAACAAAUGAUGAAAAGCCAUAUAUACAAACAAACGAACAAGGGCACUAGCAGAACAGAAAUACAAUCAUUUCAUUUGAGCACAAACAAGUUUCCAGUCCGGCUGACGACCGGCAGUUCCACGGAAGGUGAUGUGCUACAAACCCACGAGAGGGCGCACUUGUACCAUGAACGAAUUUGAUUGAGCCUUUCUACUGGACUCAAAAGUAUCUAGGACUCAACGAUGUUUUCUAAGAAGCCAUGUUGACAGUCGGGGCAAAGAAAGAACCUUCUCUAAACCUUUUGUAUCUGUAACACUUCAUCAAUAAACAACAGUGUU